Molecule: messenger RNA, 1037 nt
Organism: Spinacia oleracea (spinach)
Lineage: Eukaryota; Viridiplantae; Streptophyta; Magnoliopsida; Caryophyllales; Amaranthaceae
Product: succinate dehydrogenase assembly factor 2, mitochondrial
Exons: 6
Coding region: 238-783 (181 amino acids)
Biological process (GO): mitochondrial respiratory chain complex II assembly; protein-FAD linkage; tricarboxylic acid cycle
Cellular component (GO): mitochondrion
Source: RefSeq, a predicted model, not a curated record
UUCCCAGGUUUUACAAAAUUUAAAGUUUUUUCUCUGGGCGGAACUUCGGACACGUGAACCCCUAAAUCAAAAGCAACUCAUCUUCUCAACAUUGGAUCUUUGACAAAAGAAAGUCCGAUCUUGGAAUAGAAAACGGUUGCAAAUUCGUCAUAAUCUAGUAAACUAUAACAGAAAUUCGCCAUUUUCCUUUCCAUUUGCGUUAUUCACUAUCUCACAUCUUCUUAUUCCCAUUUCCAGAUGGCGAUGCUUCGAAGAGCGGCCUCAACUCUCAAUCGGCUCAUUACUUUGAAAGCUGCAUCCAGCCAUUACAGUUCGUAUGCUUCACCAACUGUUGCCACUUGCAGAAUAACGAAAUCGCAGUUGGUUCCUGUGAGUUUUCGAUUUUAUUCGAGUGAGAUUGAUCUUUCUGAUGUGGAGAGUAGAAGGCAUACGAUGAACAGGUUGCUGUAUCGAGCAAAGCAACGCGGGUUCUUGGAGUUGGAUUUGGUCUUAGGAAAAUGGGUUGAAGAUAAUAUUCAAUCCAUGGAUGAAAGUGGAAUCAAAUCUCUCAUUGAAGUUCUUGACCUGGAAAACCCAGAUCUGUGGAACUGGCUGAGUGGACAAGAACAACCACCUGAGUCAGUCAGUGUGAAUCCUGUCUUUACUGCUGUUCGUGAGAAGGUUGCAAGCAGUCUAAACAGCCAUGCUGCUCCUGAGACACGAGCAACACCAGGGAACCCAUGGGUUAGAGGAUGGGAUGACAUUAAGAGAGGCAAAGAUACUCCUAUCUCUGGAAAUCAGUAGUUAUACUUAUAGGCGAUGAAAUUGUAAGCUGCCUUAAAUAAGCGUACAAUAUAUUUCACCACACUGAAAAAUAAGGAUGUAUGUAAUAAUUGUCUGAUAGAUGAUGGUAUAAUAACUAGUCAAUUUGUAUGUAACAUAUCUACACAGUAGCUACGCUGUGGCCUGUGGGGGGUAUUUUGAUAUUCCGUUAAUAUGAAACUAGUUGUACGUACACAAAGUCUCUUUGAAAAAAGAAAAUUGGAAUGGUUGAUAUU